This is a messenger RNA of Aureococcus anophagefferens, 531 nucleotides long. RefSeq lists its product as hypothetical. Gene Ontology annotation, cellular component: ubiquitin ligase complex. Lineage: Eukaryota; Pelagophyceae; Pelagomonadales; Pelagomonadaceae. The record is from RefSeq and is a predicted model, not a curated record. The annotation marks the transcript as partial. The transcript has 3 exons. Gene Ontology annotation, biological process: positive regulation of ubiquitin-protein transferase activity; protein neddylation. Gene Ontology annotation, molecular function: ubiquitin-like protein binding; cullin family protein binding; ubiquitin conjugating enzyme binding.
CCCGUAGGCCUCGUGGACCUCUGCGGCGCGCUGGAGAUCGACCCGGCGAGCGACGUGCGGCUGCUCGCGCUGCUCUGGAGGCUCGGCGCGAAGCAGCCCGCGCUGAUUUUGCGCGAGGAGUGGGCCGAGGGCAUGGCGGCCAUCGGCUGCGACUCGCUGGAGAAGCUCAAGGCCUACGCUCAUAUCUCGGCCGUUUUCCACUCGCCCCACGCGAUGGACCGGCGCGCGUUCCGCGACUUCUUCAAAUUCGUCUUCCUCUUCUCGCGCGAGGGCACGCACCGCACCAUCGAGAAGGACAUCGUCGCGGCGCUGCUGCCCAUCGCCAUCGGCGACCGGAGCGCCCACACGGCGUCGUUCCUCGCCUUCCUCGAGACCUCGAGCACGACGCGCGUCACGCUCGACCAGUGGUGCUCGUUCCUCGAGUUCAGCGACACCGUGGCGCCGGACUUCGAGGGCUACGAGGAGGACGGCGCCUGGCCGCUCCUCCUCGACGAGUACGUCGAGCAGGCCAGGGCAGACAAGGCCGUUUGA